UCAAAGUGGGAGGCGAUCAUAGCUCAGCCCUUGCUAUCUGGAUGGUUCUGUGGUUCAGCAGGAGGGCCCAGACAGGCAACACAGCCCAGAAAUAACUGUACCCUGCAUGUAGCUCUGCAACCCCAUCAGAAAGAAUUCUGUGGAGACCGGCAUGGCCUACAGGUGCUGUCCAGGACCUCCCUCUUGAGAGGACAGAGAGUGCUGCUGACAGAAACCCACCGUGUCCUUACUGGACUGUGCCCCACAGCCAUCCGGUAGAGCAUGGUGGUUUCGGGCUCUUGUGGACCCAGGAGACAGCCAGCUGGGAAGGGGAGCAGCAGACGGCCACCUCUGUCUUGUCUGCUUCCCUUCAUAGGCCUUGAGCCAAGCUGUUGAGGUGCCUGGGAUGGCAUUCGACUCUACUGGGGGCCACCAGGCCCUGUGUACAGCAGCCCCCCUAUAGAUCCAGCUGACCAGAGACCAGCGGGCGUCCAACCCUGAGGCUGCAGAGGCCACUGCCCCCAUGUCUCUGUAACGGAAACUUCUCAGGUGCUCUGUGAGCAACAGCUCCAGUUCCUGCCUCAUGUGGGGCUCUGAUCGGCAGCAGAUCGCAGGACAAGGCAGGACCAUGUUCCAGUAAAUGAGGUCUGCAGCUCGAGUCCUGUGUCCCGACUCCCACCUGCAGACACGCCAGCCAGCCAGAGAGAAUGAGGGGGCCACGUGGGGCUCACAACCUCCCCGGACUGAGAGGGGUGGUGACAGGAAGCGUCCCCCCUCUAUCCUGAGACCCAGACGGCAGGAAUGUGGGUGCCAUGGGGCUGAGCCACAAAGGACUUCAAGGCAUGUGCGGUUCCGAGAACCCCUGGAGGUGGCCGUCCACUACAUUGCCCGCAGGGACACCAGAGCCUCCGUCAAGGUGCCCAGCCGGUCAGCUUCCCACGGUGGCUCUCCACUCCCGUCAGCACCCUGCAGUGGCUCCCUCCUCCUGUGGCUGACUCUGUGCGUUCUGCUGGGAGUGGCGCUGGGCCUGUACUGUGGCCAGGCCAAACAUGUCACAGUGACCCUGCAGGACCUCUGGGAUUGGCUCCUCGUCCGCAUCUUGCGCCUGUGGCAUGUCGUUCUUGCCUGUUGGCACUGCCUCCUGAAGCUCUGACACAUGGCUGAAUGGCAGUUUCACCUCUGAACAUCGCUGGAGGGUGAUGUUGUUGGGGCCUAGGGUGGUUUGGGGACUGGCACGUGGUGAAGCCCAGGCCCUAAGACUAACCCAAGACAGAGCUCUGCUAGCCAAUGCUUGACAAACCCAGGAGCUCCAAGAGGCCACUGUCAUGGAUAAAGUGGGAAAAGGGGUGCCUCUGGUUUGAUGCUACAAGUACCCCCUACUCUAUUCAGCACAGGCUGGGAUCUUGGGAUUUUAAGAUUGUAUUAGAGAAAGAACUCAACCAUUGUGGCUGGGGAUCCCCACGCUCCUGCCCAGUCCUCCCUCUUGGGAUCCCUGACCUGGAUGCUGUCAUACAUGACAUGCAACCCUUUCAGGAGGAAUGUCACCUGCCUCUGAGGGGCAGUUUGGGAAGGCAGGGCCCGAACUCCUGCUGCUUUGAGUGCUGGGCCCUGUUUUUAUCUUACCAUCAGGAGAUGGGCUCAGGGGCCUUCCUCUGCAGUUCACGGAGCCCUGUGGUUAUCAGGGUAUUAUCCUCGGAGCCCAGGUCUGAUUCCUCCACUUAACACUAAGGUCUUUAGAGGUCCCUGUGGUGUGGGAACAGAGUCCAGCUCUGAACCAAGCUGCUCUUUUGUUCUGAGAGGUCUCUCUUCCAGGGCUACAGACUAGCCCAAGGCCACCAUGCCUGCCUACCAGCCAAAGGUCCUUUAAGUCUCCUGAACAUACACAGACACAGUUCUGUCAUGCAUGUUGCAAGGACAAGGGAAGCAAGCGCAUAGUAAU
Messenger RNA from Chionomys nivalis (European snow vole), 1918 nucleotides. RefSeq names its product chromosome 10 C14orf180 homolog (gene C10H14orf180). Lineage: Eukaryota; Metazoa; Chordata; Mammalia; Rodentia; Cricetidae. The record is from RefSeq and is a predicted model, not a curated record. The transcript has 6 exons. Bases 620 to 1132 code for a protein of 170 amino acids.